Microthlaspi erraticum is the source of this 1131-nucleotide messenger RNA. NCBI's taxonomy places the organism in Eukaryota, Viridiplantae, Streptophyta, Magnoliopsida, Brassicales, Brassicaceae. The record is from the annotation of a GenBank genome assembly.
AUGCCAAACCAUAUUCAAGAGCCUCUAUCCACUUGCCUUAAAAUGACUUUAACUAAAGAUGAAGAAGAAGAGGUCGACGAGAAAAUGGUGAUCUUGCAAGCUCAGAGUAUCGUCAACACUGUGGCUUUCCCUAUGGUUCUUAAAGCCGCCUUAGAGCUUGGUGUCAUCGACACCAUCGCCGCUGCAGGCAACGGCGCGUGGCUCUCACCAUCCGAGGUAGCACUUAGUCUCCCAACGAAACCCACCAACCCAGAAGCGCCGGUUUUGCUAGAUCGGAUGCUCCGAUUACUCGCCAGCCACUCGAUCUUGAAGUGCCGUGUGAUUGAAACCGGAGAAAACGGACAUACUGAGAGGCUAUAUGCAACCGAACCGGUUUGCAAGUUUUUCUUGAAAGAUUGUGACGGUUCUGGUUCUCUCGCGUCUGUGUUCUUGUUUGUCCAUACCCAAGCCUUUUUCAAGACUUGGACAAAUCUCAAAGAUGUGAUACUAGAAGGAAAAGAUGCAUUCAGCUCUGCCCACGGCAUGAGAGUUUUCGAAUACAUCGGUGCAAAUGAAAAAUUCGCUGAGAUGUUUAACCAGGCAAUGUCGGAAUCUUCCACAAUCGCCAUGAAAGACUUUCUAGAAGUUUACAGAGGAUUUGAAGAUGUUGAAACUUUGGUGGAUGUAGAAGGAGGAAUUGGCACCGUAUUAGGCCAAGUCACUUCCAAGUAUCCUCAUAUUAAGUGUGUUAAUUUUGACUUACCUCAAGUUUUAACCCAUGCUCCUUGUUAUCCAGGAGUUGAGCAUGUUUCCGGAGAUAUGUUUAUAGAAGUUCCAAAGGGAGAUGCCAUUUUCAUGAAAUGGAUACUGCAUGACUGGACGGACGAAUAUUGUGUAAAGAUUCUAAAAAACUGUUGGAAGAGUCUCCCACAAAAAGGAAAAGUGAUAAUUGUGGAUAUGAUUACACCUACAGAACCAAAGCGUGGUGACACUCAUAUGUUUCAUAUGGACAUGUUUAUGUUAACACAAUGUUCGGGUGGUAAAGAGAGAUCUCUUUCGCAAUUCGAAAAUUUAGCAUUUGAGUCAGGUUUUCUGGGAUGUGAAGUCAUUAGUCUCAUCUAUCCAUACUCUAUUAUCGAGUUCCACAAAUAA